UAUUUGACAUGAACUGAUGCCUUCCUGUCAGUUUCAACUGAUCAGUUUACGGAGAAACGGUUUGAAUCCAGCCUGAGCUAACUGUUGCUAGGUAGCAACUUUUGCAUUGAAUUCAGGAAAACGUUAAUCUACCAGUAAUUAUGGUCGAUCGUGGUGUUUUGAAUACCAGUGAACACCAAGGUGUAUUUUCAAUGAUUUGAAGACCAUGAGACGGAGCCCAAGGAGACCCCUGAUCCUCAGAAGGAAGCUGCCUUUUCAGCAAAAUGAUCCGCCAGCAGCUGGAUCGCCGAGCCAGCCUGGUGCACCAGGCUGCAAAGAACCUCCAAAGUCAGCUGCCAGUCAGUCAUUCCUCAAUGGGAUCCACAUUCUGGAUCACCCUUCCAUGUCUGACACACAGGUGGUCGUCAUUCCCAAAACAGCAGACCUUCAAAGUGUUAUUGGGGCCCUCACCGCCAAAGGCAAAGAGUGUGGGGUCCAGGGACCAAACAAGUUCAUCCUUCUCAGCGGGAAUGGGAGCACUGAUGGUGGAUCAUUUUGUCAGCCUGCUGCUUCAGGGGAUGAAGUCUCUACAGCUGGUCAGCCAGUGAAAGCAGAUACUGUGCACUCUCCGGAUGCUAAAGCUCUCACAGGGAUUAAAACAUUGAAUAAGGAUCUGGAUUGUGGCCCUUUAGAUGACAGCCUCACCAAUAUUCAGUGGCUGGGCAAAAUGAGCACAUGUGCCUUGGAAUCAGAUCCUGGCAAGCAGACGACCGAAAAGGAGAACCAAGAAUCACAGACUUUUCAGGCACAGAAUCAACAAAUGGAUGCAGAAGCUGUUCAGCAGCCCCAGUCAGAGAGGCCACCGUACUCCUACAUGGCCAUGAUCCAGUUUGCCAUCAACAGCCGGAAGAACAGGAGGAUGACGCUGAAAGAGAUUUACACGUGGAUCGAGGACCACUUCCCGUACUUCAGAGAGGUGGCCAAACCUGGAUGGAAGAAUUCCAUCCGCCAUAACCUCUCUUUGCACGACAUGUUCCUUCGUGAGGCGUCACCAGAUGGUAAAGUUUCUUUCUGGACCAUCCGGCCUGAGGCCAACCGGUGCCUCACACUCGAUCAGGUGUACAAGCCUGGUUGUGACCCAAUGACUGCUCCUGUUCUGGUGCCAAUGCUUUUACAUUCCAACCAACAACAAAAGAGGAUGCAUCCUGAUCCAAGAAAGACACCAACCGGCUCUGAGAGAAGGAUGAAACCCCUCCUCCCACGAACAGAGUCGUACUUGGUUCCGAUCCAGCUCCCCAUCUCCUCCUCCGUCUACCUGCCGUCCUCGUCGGCCCAGUUUACCUCCUGCGCUCCGCAGAAACCAAACACUUCGCGGGGAGCCAAGAGAGUGCGGAUAGCUCCUAAGGUGACCCAAAGUGACGUCCCAACAGUGGUGAUGUAUCCUCAAAAGAGUCCAGACGUCAAGACGGGGGUGAAGGAGGAGCCAGCUCGUGUUCCAGUUAAAUGCCCAACUCCUAAAUCCCUUCCGCAGAGACAAGCCAGCAGCUCUCGACGUAAACAGCGCCUGGUUCACUCCGCGCACGAGGAGCCAGUGCUCCUCUGCCCUGAUAACACUUUCUUUGACUCUGGCGUCGCCUCCGAUGUGUCAACUUUCCAGGACAUGCGAGACACGGAGCUGGAUGACCCCAAGCAGGAGCAACACAGCCCCGACAGGGAGUUCUCCUUCAAGACCCCCAUAAAAGGCAGCAGCCACCUGACCUCGUCCACGCCCAGCAAGCCCCCAGCCAAUGUCUUUCCCGAGCUGUGGAAAGUGACCCCUGUGGGCAAGGGGAGCCACGACCUUCUGGACUUCAGCCCCAUUCGCACACCAGGUGGUCCUGCCGUCACACCGAGGCACGACUACACCACCUUCAGCUUCAACAGCACUCCCUUUAAAGACUGGCCCCUGUUCAGCUCCCCCAGAGAGCUGCUCACUUCCGCCCCCUCCAGGGCGGCGGGACCGUCAGACUCUCCCAUGGAUAACCUCAGGAGCAGCUGCUCCAGAGAGCUGCUGCAGGCGGGAGGCGCCACGCCGGCUAACCGCUCGAUCACUGAGGGCCUGGUGCUGGACACAAUGAACGACAGCCUGAGCAAGAUUCUGGUGGACAUUAGCUUCUCUGGACUGGAUGACGAGGACUUGGGCACAGCUAACAUCAGCUGGUCUGAGUUCAUCCCUCAGUUUAAGUAGCCUGAGGCCCAAAAGUCGUUGCAUUUUUUUUUUUCACAUGGACGUGUCAUCUGAUUUCAUUAACACUAUGGUUGGGAAGCCCCUGGCAGAAACAGCAAAGCAGAUGCAAAUGUCCAAAACUCCCAUACUAGCAGUGUGAUCAAUAAUACUCUCAGUCCAAAGAUCCGGCUAGCUGCACAGCUAACUGAGCUAACUAUUUAAUGGCAGCUACAGUUAGCAGUUACCCUGUUGACUAUUUGCUUUGACUGUGAAUUUGACAGUUAAUUACAUAUUGCACCUUUUUAAGAAAACACAUUUGGGGAAGUUGUCAGAUUUUGGACAUUAUAUUGUGGAUUUAUAAUAACUUGGUCAGAGUAGGACACCAGACAAAAAGGAGGUGCAGACAAUGUUUCACAGAGAAUAUAAAGCAUACUCUGAGAAUAUCAUCAACACUGGAUAUAAUUUGGUUUUGCCAGAAAGGUGCCAUCAGAAAUCAAAUCCACAAACUGUUUCAUAUAUUGAUUCAAGGUAAAAUCCAUAUAGUUUUAUAGAUUUCUGUACUAAAGUAAAAUGGUGCUUUUUACUGUGAUUGAAUUAACAAGUUUAAACUUUCUAUGCGGCUGCUGUGGUCAUUCAUCUGAACACUUUUUAUAGCUUUAAUGCUUGAGUAAAUGCCAAAAUGUUUUAUUUAAAGAUCAUUGGCUUUCUGUUGUGUCUGCUUUGCUCUCCUCUGGAUGUUUCUGGCCACCCCAGGGACUAAAAUUGAAGAGAAAAAUUGGGACACUUUAAUUUUCGUUACCAGGUCAAACUCGCAGGCUGCUCACAUUUUUUUUCCCUCACCACCUCUGGCUUACUUUUUCAUGAGGGCCAACUGCCUCUUUUAUCUUUUUUCUUUCUAUCCAUGUGGAAACUUUACACGCAAUCCUGUUUUAUUUCAACAUUUAUCCUUCCUCUCAUAUCCGUCUGUACUCUCGAAGGAAUUGCUAGAGAAGUGAAAUGUGUCUAAGUGUAUAUGUAAGUUGAUUUGCACAUAUUAAUAUAUAAUUUAGCUUUUACAUAUGAAAAUGGAAAGACCGUAUAUUGCCUGAUGAGCCAGUGAGACGCUUCUGUGCCUCCUGGAAUUGUCUAGUACUCUUUUAGAUUGUGAUGCAGGAUAUUUAGCAAUAAACAAUGGCAAAGUAAUACAAAUGGCACUAACAGCAGUAAGAUUGUCUCUGUAGUUUAAUUGUAGAAUUGUCUUCACCUUCUGUCUUUUCAGUAAUUGUUCUUCCAUAUGCCAGUAUCAGCACUUUGUACCUGCAUAGAGGGACAUUCUGCAUGCAGUGACGCCUCAUGUCAACACCAUAUCUUUGGGAACAAACUACGUCAUGUUUUGUGUCAGACUAGAACAGACUGUGUUAGUUUUCAAUAAAGAUGCAGAUCACCUUUUUGUAUUUUUCUGUUCAGCACAAAUAGAACAUAGAGGGAAUAGUGUUUAGUUCCAAGCAGAGCAGUUUUUUUACAGCGCCAUCUUUAGAGGAUAGAAUGGGACGUGUACCUGUUUCUGUGUUGAAAAUGCCACAAUAAUGUACGGCUUUAAUAAUCCCUUCAGGUCUGUGAGCAUGGGUGUUUCUGUGUGAGUUGAUCUGUGCACGGCUGAGUGACUUGCAGGAGUGAAAUGUUUUCUAAAGUUGGUGUUUUUUCUACAACUGUACAAUAAAUCUGUUGGUUUUGGUGCCUCA
Acanthopagrus latus (yellowfin seabream) is the source of this 3906-nucleotide messenger RNA. RefSeq names its product forkhead box M1 (gene foxm1). The transcript is spliced from 9 exons. The coding region runs from base 206 to 2206 and encodes 666 amino acids. Gene Ontology annotation, biological process: G2/M transition of mitotic cell cycle; regulation of DNA-templated transcription. Lineage: Eukaryota; Metazoa; Chordata; Actinopteri; Spariformes; Sparidae. The record is from RefSeq and is a predicted model, not a curated record. Gene Ontology annotation, molecular function: DNA-binding transcription factor activity; sequence-specific DNA binding.